Messenger RNA from Bacidia gigantensis, 3402 nucleotides. RefSeq lists its product as uncharacterized. NCBI's taxonomy places the organism in Eukaryota, Fungi, Ascomycota, Lecanoromycetes, Lecanorales, Ramalinaceae. The record is from RefSeq and is a predicted model, not a curated record. Gene Ontology annotation, biological process: protein import into nucleus. The transcript has 2 exons. Gene Ontology annotation, cellular component: cytoplasm; nucleus. The coding region runs from base 1 to 3402 and encodes 1133 amino acids. Gene Ontology annotation, molecular function: small GTPase binding; nuclear import signal receptor activity.
AUGACAUCUAUCGACCCCCAAAAAUUCCUCUCCAUCUUCUCCGAGAUCCUCGCCCCGGACACCUCCCGCGUAAAAUCCGCAACCGCCCUCCUCAAAUCAGACUUCUAUCCCAACCCCGCCUCCCUCACCACCCUCCUCGAGCUCCUCCUCACUUCCUCCCAGCCUUCCCCCCUCCGUCAGCUCGCUGCCUCCCAGUCCCGCGCCCUCAUCUCGAAACACUGGCGUGGUCUCCCCGCCAACGAAAAGGCCUCGUAUCGAGAACGGCUACUGGCUGCUGCCGUGGGAGAGGAGGAUCGUAAGAUCAGAAAUGGCAUUGCGAGGACGGUGACGAGUGUUGCGAAAUUGGAUCUUGAGGAUGGGGAGUGGGCUGCUUUUGGGGAGGAAUGUAUGAGGGCUGCCAUGGCGGGGGAGGCGGCGCAGAGGGAGGUCGGCACUUAUUUGUUGUUCACGGGGCUGGAGGCGCUGGGGGAGGAGCUGGCGGGUGGGGACCGGAAGGGCCAGUUGUUGAGGGUCUUUGGCCGCACGAUUGCGGAUCAGGAGAGUACGGAGGUUAGGAUGAAUACCCUGCUGGGGCUGAGUAGGCUGGCGAUGCUGUUGGAUAGUGAGGAGAAGGGGGAUAGGAAGGCGUUGGAGGCGAUGCAGGAGGCUGUGCCGCAGAUGGUGGGCGUAUUGAAGGGCGUUAUUGAUGAAGGGGAUGAGGCCAGGGUUACGCAGGGGUUUGAGGUCUUUCAGACGCUGCUGGGGUGUGACUCUCAAGUGCUGAAUAGGCAUUUUGGGGACUUGGUGCAGUUUAUGUGUGGGAUUGCGGGCGGGAAGGAGGUGGAGGAGGAUACGAGGACGCAGGCUAUUAGCUUUCUGAUGCAGUGUAUGCGGUAUAGAAAGCUGAAGAUGCAGAGCCUGAAGGUUGGGGAGCAAAUUACGCUUAUGUGCUUGGAGAUUGCGACGGAGAUUCCAAGGGAGGCGGUCGAGUUGGAUGAGGAGGACGUGACGACACCGAGGAGCGCGCUGGCGUUGUUGGAUGAGAUGGCGGAGUGUCUGCCGCCCAGUCAGGUUGUGGUGCCGUUGUUGCAUGCGCUGGGGCCGUAUGUGAACAGUCCGGAUCCGGACAGGAGGCAAGGGGGGAUUAUGGCAUUGGGUAUGGUGGUGGAGGGCGCACCGGAUUUUAUCGCUACGCAACUGCAUCAAAUAUUUCCGCUCGUGUUGAGGUUGCUUGAAGAUGAGGAUAUCAAAGUGAGAAGGGCAGCGCUCGAUGGGGUGAUGAGAAUUGCGGAGGAGUUGCCAGAGGAACUGGGCAAGGAGCAUGAGAAGCUCAUGCCGAGCUUAGUCAAGCAUAUGGAGGUUGCGAUGAAGAGCUUGAAGGGGAUGGAUGACAAGAUCAAUCUUGGAAUCAUCAGUGCGACCUGCAACAGUGUCGAAACUGUGGUCGACGGCCUUGACAAGAAGGAUAUGAAACAGUACCUCCCCCAACUCAUGCCACGGCUUAGCAGGCUAUUCACUCAUCCGGAUCUGAGGAUAAAGAGCGGGGCCAUUGGGGCGGUCGGAUCGAUAGCCGUAACUGCUAAGGAGGACUUUCUGCCAUACUUCGAAGAUACCAUGGACUCCAUGCAGGAAUAUGUUGAGAUGAAAUCUAGUCCCGAGGAGCUCGACCUACGCGCUAGGACAAUCGACGCAAUGGGCAGCAUUGCGCGAGCAGUAGGCUCAAAAGCCUUCCAGCGAUAUGUGCGACCAUUAAUGCAGGCGACAGAUGAGGGUCUGCACCUCGAGCAUCCAAAGCUCAAAGAGACGAGCUUCAUGUUCUGGGCGACGAUGGCGAAAGUUUACGAGGAGGAUUUCAAGCCUUUCAUGCCGGGGGUCGUCAAAGCGCUCUUUGAAUGCUUGGAGACCGAGGAGUCAGACCUUGAGGUCGAUUUCGGGGAUGAUGCCAAAGAUCUAGCGGGCAAAGAGGUCACGAUUGGUGGUAAAAAGAUCAAGGUUGCUGCGCUUGCUGAAGACGACUUCGUCUCAGCGGAUGAGAUUGAGGAUCUAGAUGACUUGAUUGCAGACACGAGUGACGAUGACUGGGAUGACGACGACAUUGAUGUUGUAUCUGCCGUUGCGCAAGAGAAAGAGAUAGCGGUCGAAGUAAUGGGUGAUAUCCUGACGCAUGCUACAAAAGACUACCUACCUUACUUGGAGAAGACAGUUGAGACGAUACUACCACUGACUGAACACUCAUACGAAGGAGUGCAGAAAGCCUCCCUUUCGACCUUAUUCAGGGCAUAUGCGGCCGUUUGGGACCUUCAACCUGAAGAAAUCCGAAAAUGGACAGCUGGCAUACCAGUUGAGCAGGAGCCAUCUGCACAGGUCAAGAAGCUAGGAGAGAUCGUCAUGACUGCCAUGCUAGUCCUGUGGAAGGAUGAGGUCGAUAGAGCCACAAUCACAGAUAUCAAUCGCAACCUAGCACAAACCCUCAAAGCCUCUGGACCUUCUCUAAUUUCGGAGCCAAAAGUCCUUAAGGAAGUGACCGAAAUCCUCAUUGCCAUUCUCACCAAAGAGCACCCUUGCCAGAAAGACUUCAUGGGUACCGAAGCCGAAGAUUUCGGCAUGUUAGACGAAAACUCCGAGUAUGACUGGCUCACCAUUGACACCGCCAUGGACGCCGUCGCAGGCGUGGCUCAAGCUCUCGGCACAAGUUUCAGCCAACUGUGGAAGAUGUUCGAGAAGCCAGUCCUGAAGUACGCGUCCAGCUCAGAGCCCAUCGAGCGUGCAACCGCUGUUGGCGUCAUCUCUGAAUGCACGCGAGCGAUGAGCGAUGAUGUCUCCCCGUAUACAGAGAAGCUAUUACCGCUACUAAUGAAACGGUUGACAGAUGAGGAUCCAGAUACGAAAUCGAACGCUGCUUUUGCAGUGGGCGUGCUGGUGGAAGCUAGUAGUGAGGAAGGACGGAUACUGAAGCAAUUUCCUACAAUAUUCUCGAAGCUGGAGCCCCUCUUGCAAAUGGACGAGGCUAGGUGCAAAGACAAUGCUGCGGGAUGCGUCAGUCGAAUGAUCAUGAAGCAUCCGGGCCAAGUGCCCAUUCCUCAGGUCGUGCAGGCGCUGUUGGAGAUUCUCCCUUUGAGGGAGGAUUACGAUGAGAAUGAGCCAGUUUACGAUAUGAUUGUCGGCCUGUGUAAGUGCAAUUCUGGCUUCACAAUGAAUGUUUGGGCUGCUAACACUGUUCACUCCGCAGACUCAAAAGGCGAACGAACAAUCGUGGGCCUCACGCCACAGCUGCUACCAAUUUUAGCAGAGGUCCUCGCGCCAGAACCAGAGAACCAGCUGAAAGACGAGACGAGAGAGAAGAUCGUCCAGCUCGUCAAGUUUGUGGCAGGCAAGCACCCUGGUGAGGUGAGGAAGUAUGAGGGGCUGGCAGCACUUGUUUAA